ACAUUUAUUUCCUCACAUUAUUGAGCUCCUCUUCUCUAAACAUGUGCACCAGUUCCAUCUCAGUUCCACCUUCGUAGAUGUCUGUAAAUUUCUCCUGAUCAAAAGGCACACGUGUCUUUAUUCAUGUUUUUUUCCACAUUUAACUCAAUUAAAAAACAUUUAAUGCGUAAUUCAUUACAAUGUAUUAUUUUAAUUGUAAAGGUUUGGACUACAGUAGAGUUAUACAGGUAUAAAUGAGAAGUAAGAGCACAGUGAGGGGAAAUUAAUUCUUCAGAAAAUCAUUUGUUUAAAAAAAUUAUAAAACAUUACAAUGUCUAAAAAAACGUUUUUAAAAGGUAUUCAAAUAUCUGACAGUAGAUGAAGAUUUGAUCAGAAAGGAGUUCAGACAGAAUUCGUUGUUAGUCACCUGAGGUGAAAAGUGAAAGUAAAAGUAUUCCUGUGGCAGACAUGGAGGCUGCUGUACUGCUCUGGUUUCCGCUGCUGCUGUCGGUAAUCUUCUGUAACGAGCUCUUGAUUGUGUCUGGAGCCCACGUUAUAUCUGCAUAUGUGGGUGAAGAAAUCACUCUGAACUGCUCUGUAGACUCACAUAUACCAUCAGAAAAGAUAGAAGAGGUUUCAUGGAAGAAACAGGAUGAAGAUCUCUUACUGCUGCUCUAUCAGGAGGGUGACAUUCUGACAGAAUCAACACAUGACAGAUUUAAGGGCAGAGUAGAAUUCUUCAGCGCUGAAGACAGAAACAAAGGAAACUUCUCAAUGAGACUGAAGGAUGUCAGAAUUGAGGACAAAGGACUGUACAUCUGUUCAGCAAUUUCUGGGGAUUUAUCAGAUAACACAACAGUGGAGGUGCAGCAGCUCGGUGUUUCCUCUAUGCAUAUUGGGAUUUUAGUUUUGUGUUUACUUGGGUUUGUAAUUGGAUCAGUUUUCCUAGGCUACUUCUCUUAUACAUCUUUUCAUAAGAAAGAUAACAGAGAAACACAUCUAGCUGUACAGUGUGCACUUGUCCUUUGUCUGAAUAUCACUUUGUCAAUUGGCAUAAUUCUUUGGGGUGUUACUGAGGGAAAGUCAGCGCCCAUGAAGAGCUCUAACCUGAGGUCAACGAUGUGACCUCACCUGAAGUGCUCAACCCUGGGGUAGGCAUGGCAGAGUUCUGCCCUAAGGCCAAAAUAGUAAUCCCAGAUGCCAAGCUCACUGAUGUGGUGGAUGUGGCUGCCAACUGUAAAAAACAUGUUAAGCGUGACCUCAGCUGCUAAGCUCAAAGAAGCAGCUGGCGUAACCCACAACAAGGCAAAGCAAACCUGGCAAACAGACACCAAGCUCAGCUCUGAGGCUCAUUUAGCUGCAGCCAAUGACAAGCUUCACUGUAAGUUCAAGCUGUAAGUUCAAGAUGACCUCCAAUGAUCUGCUCACACUGGGUCUGAUAGUGUCAUCUCAUUUCAUGACUUGCUAACACAAGGGGGUAACAACACAACCUCCUUCCAGGACCUGCUCAGCCAUCCUGUAAUGAUGACCUGCUCACACCAGGGGGUGACUGUGUGAUUUCCUUCUGCAACUUGUUCACACCAAGAAUGGCAGUUCAGCCUCCUACAACAUUUUCUAUUUUUGUCUUUUUAAUAAAUAAAUAUUAUGUGUACUUGCAUCCGCUUCUGCCACUGUGCAUUUAAUGCACACAUCACACUCUGUCACUUUCUCUCAUCUCUAUGAGUAUUAUAAAACUGAACACACUGUUGUGCUGCUAAAGUGGUGACACUAAAAGGAAAAUGUAUAACAGAACUGCAUUAAUAAUAAUUGACAGUAAUUGUAAUUAUAGAUCGGUUCUGAUGCGUCUUUUUAAACUCAGUGGGCUUUUGGUUAAUUUCUUUCAACAGUUUCUUUAUUGACUUCAAAAUAUCAAUUAAUAAAUGAUCUCAUCUUUC
Molecule: messenger RNA, 1913 nt
Organism: Silurus meridionalis
Lineage: Eukaryota; Metazoa; Chordata; Actinopteri; Siluriformes; Siluridae
Product: butyrophilin-like protein 2
Exons: 5
Coding region: 448-1104 (218 amino acids)
Source: RefSeq, a predicted model, not a curated record